GCAGAAGGCCCUCACCUCACAAGGAACAUGAGGCGCCUUGCCGGGCGCGCAGGCCACUCCCGGGUCACUCAGGAUUCCAAGUUCUCCCCCAAGACGCCUUCAGAUGCUGAGCGGCACAAGGGCCUCCCCAGGGACUGGUUGCAAAGCCUCCUGCUCAGCUUGGGAGGGCCACCAGCUCCCCACUGUUUACUGUUGUUCCUGAGAGAGGCCAGAGGGAGGGACCAGCCAGGGAGUGGCCAGAGGGACAGAAGGGGUGGCCUUCCUGAGGGCAGGGUGGGUGCCCCAGACCUGAGAGCGCUGCAGGACUCCCCUCCACAGGCUCAGGUGGAGCCUCCCCAGGGUCCUCCUGGCCAGGGAGGCAGAGAGCCGACUUCUUUCUUCAGCUCCCAACCCAGGCCCAGCCCACGGCGUGGGAGUGGGGGAGAGGGGGAGGAGGAGGAAGGAGGAGGAGAGAGGGAGCUUCUCUUGUCCCUGAGCAGCCCUCUCAGGGCAGAGGUGAGGCACCGGGACAUGAAGUUGGAGGACAAGUUCCCAAGCAGGGCUUCCUCGGGCUCCCCCUCGCGACGGUAAUUUGACACUUGGAUCUCCAGGACGACCAACAACAAAAAAGCCAGGCAGAGACAGCAGCGGGCUGUCAGCAGAGGAGCUGGGCUGAGGCGCCCAGGGGAGCAGCGGCGCCCACGAAGGAAGUACGAGGACAGCACGUGGAGGCUCCGCGCUGGGGCACUGCUGCUCAGCCCCCAACACCUGAGCUCCCAGGUGAGUGGCAAUGGCCACAGAAGAAGGGGGGACAGGGAGGGAGCAGCAAGGGUCCCCUGCCCCCAGGGUGAAGGGCCAGUCUACCAUAAACACGGAGAGGUCUUGGGGGACAUGCUGGGUCGCUUCCCUGCAGGGAAGUCAGCCAGCCUCCUGCACACACCUGCACUCUCCCUGCUGCUGGGACCCUGCACUAGGGGAGGGCUGGGGGCUCUGCUCAGAGCGCCUCCUGCUCCGCCUGCUGUGCAGCAGAGGGGCCCCGAGGGCCUGCUUAUUCUGCAAGUUCAUUUCAGCUCUUUUAUUCAGGGGGCUUAAAAGAGGGAUUUGGCUGUCCAGCUUGGGAAAGAAUGGCUGCCGGCCUGCUGAGCCUCCCUUUUUCCCAGGAUUAGGGCAGAGCCCUGUCGAGGUCAGCGCAGGGUCUGCCCAGCCAGCAUGCGGCGCCCCCAGGAUGCAGCAGGACUCUGCCCAUCUGUGUCCUUUCAGGGGCUUGGCCCACUCACUGCUGGUGUUCUCAGCUCAUGGCUCAGCCUGGGUCCUCCUCCCUGGGCCCAUCUAGAACCCCAUAAACUCCUAGAUCUCCCUCUGGUGAUGAGCCUUGAACACCAAACCAGGAACCUGGAGGACUGACUUUCAACUCAGGCUCAGGUGGGCAGAAGGUCACAGAAGCGAGGCUGGGAGGGACCACGCUGGCAACCGGGACCUCUGCUGUGCCACCGUGAUGCACAGGCUGACAUGACACCACCCCUAAGGAAGCAGGACCCGGCUGUUUGGUUCUUUGGGGAACAUUGAGAGCAGCCCUCCUGGGCAGGGCCCGUGAGCCGAGGCUGCCUACUCCUCCUGCCUCCCCGUCCUCAAGCCAGCGUUAAAGCCACCACCCCCCAUAUGUUUUCCUCAAAGCAAACAAGCUGGCAUCUAGUGAGAAAGAAAAACAAUGACCCAGGGAAAUGUGGAAACCAAGGACUAGCCCAAGUGUUCUCAGCUCGGCAGAGGCUGGGGGCUUCGGCUGGGGCUGGUGUCUGGGGAGACAAGCUCCUGCGGUGUUGGGAGGCGCACAGUAGGGAAGAGUCAGGCCAGGUGGGGGUCGGGGCACAGCGGUGAGCCUGGAGACCCCAGUGGCUGUCACUCACAAGACGCCCCAGGCAGGCAGGUGGGGAUCCCUGUCCUGCAUCCACAGGACACGAGUGGACAGGGUCUCUCCAACACAGUCCCUGAACCAGGACGGAGGGCGAAUGAACAGCCAGCUUCUGUAGCUGCAGAAAGAGCGCCUACUGUUUCUAACCCUGUUUCCUGCCCUGGGUGGCUACAGGAGCAGGGCCUGCCAGGGGUUCAAGCACCACUUUCUACUUCCAGUUGGAGCCAGGGCAAAAAGGGGAGUCACCCAAAGGCUCAGUGCCACAAAUAGGGGCAUCCCUCCCGGCUGCUCAGGCACAGGACCCUGCAGAUCUCCCACAAGUGUCAGUUAUGCCUCCUUCUAGGUGGACCUCAAACGAGAUAAUGCCCAACAGGGCAAGGGUGACUAAAACCCACCAUGAUGAAACAACAGGGCAGAGCAAGCAGCCCUCUGGGGCCCCACGCUGCCAGCACACCUCGCUUAUCAGUCUCAAACACGCCGCCUGCUGCCAGCCCUUCCUCGUGAGGCGCCUGGGGUUGGAGUAUCAGCUCUGUGAGGAGGAAACAGGGAAGCUUCGGGACCAAGUGGCAGCUGUCUGGCCUGCGGGAUGCCUGCCUGUUGCAAGGCUCCGUGUGCCAGGAGAUGCCACAUAAAGGAAUGCUUCCCAUCCCUCCGGCUCUGCCAGCCUUCUCUGCCCUGAGUGUUUCCCCUGUGCUGACCGCUACUGCAGCCAGGGCGCACCCUCUGAAGGCUCCAAGCAGGGCUGGCUGGGCAGCCUGGGCAGCAGGAGGGCCUGGUGGCAGCUGGGCUACACUCCCUCUUAAGGCCAGAGGGAGCCACCACUUGCUCUGGCAGCCACUCAGGAACCCCUGAGGACCCUGAGAAACCUCCAACCAAGGCACUACUGAGCGUCGGGUUGGGAGGGACUCUGGUUGCCCUGGUUCGCAGGUGGGCACUACCAAGCGUGGGGUUGGGAGGGACUGGUUGCCCUGGUUCGCAGGUGGGAAGUGUGGUUUUGGAAGGAGUUGGGUGAACCUGAGAUAGAAAGACGGGAAAAAUAUGGGAUCACCAGUAGCCCUCCUGGGCUUCCCUGCCUUCCUCCUGCCAAACCUAGGAAGGGAAAGGGGAGGAGAGGUGGCCAGCCUCAGAGCUCCCAUGUUCCCCUCGCCACAGCUGGGAACACUAAGGUUCCCUUAGGAGCAGCGGCUGGGGCACAUGCCACACAGUCACCUGACGGCUGCUGGUUAUAUUGGGCACCAAGUGUCAGGCACUCCUUGGCCUGGCUUUAAAUAGCCCGCUGGGAAGACCGCCUGGGGACCGGCUGGAAUGCGCCUCCUCCUCUUUAGAGAAGAGGACCCCUCAGCUCCCCCACCUGCGCCAUGAAGGUUCAGUCGCGGGCUUACGCUCCAAAUGACAAGAUAUCAACUGCAAAACAAAGGGGGUCCCGGGGUUCCUCUCCAGCUCUCUGGGGGCAGAACAGCCACGUCCAACGGUCCUACUUCUGCUCACUGUGUGACAGGAUACCGUGAGUACCCCUGGGUCAGACCCUGGGGCUGGGUGAGGCUGGCCAUGCCUGGCUGGCAAAUUCAGCUUCCAGUCAGCCCCCUAGGGAAGCCCUGGGCGCAAAGCUAUGACACUGUCCACAGCUGCAGCCUGCUGCUGCUGGGAACUGACACUUUUCCCCGCUGGAGGCCGGGGUCCACCCGGCAUGAGUCUGCAGUUCUCCCACUUUGCAGCCCCUGGAGGAGGCUGGCCAGAGCUUCUCAGCAACAAACCCCACUUUUCCUGCACCAGUAAAUUUAGCCUCAGUCCAACCUUCUUCCUCCCUGUUCUGAGCCCGGCAGAAGCCCCAACAGGAAGCCGGCGCGGCAUGGCUGCCACCGACUUCGUGCAGGAGAUGCGCGCCGUGGGCGAGAGGCUGCUGCUCAAGCUGCAGAGACUGCCCCAGGCUGAGCCCGUGGAGAUCGUGGCCUUCUCAGUCAUCAUCCUUUUCACAGCCACUGUUCUGCUGUUGCUGCUGAUAGCCUGCAGCUGCUGCUGCACUCACAGCUGCUGCCCUGAGCGGAGAGGCAGGAAGGUCCAGGUGCAGCCGACACCACCAUGACGGACGGGCGAUGGCUGAGGAGAAGCUGGAGAGGAGAUGGCCAAUGCCAUGACACAGGCCAUCAGCCUGGUCCUGCAGCCCUUACCCCUCAAGACCAGGCUCCCCUGGCCCCAGCUCUGGCCCAGCCCAGGUACCUGGACACUGACAACUUGAGCCCUACCAAGGAAACAAGGGCUGGUAUAGGUGCAAACCUCUCAUCUGCCAGUGGACACUGGGUGCUGGGGAGUCAGCUGUUUCAAAGAUUGGGUCAACUGCCUGGGCUUCUUCGCCUACCUGCACUUUUUAACAAAACAAGGAAGUAGGGGUCCCCAUACCUUGAUGGAGAACAGUCCCCACCUGUGGGCAAUUGGCCCUUGGGGCUCUGCUGAUACAUGCCAAAGAGGAGCAAGGCAAUCAGAGGGGCUUUGUGCAAUAGCUUCUGCAUCCGAGCUCCCGCCAGAGCGUGAGCAUGUCAGUAUUCUAGUCCAGUAUUUGCCAGUUUCCAAGUAAAAGCUUUUGUGUUAUGUG
Molecule: messenger RNA, 4478 nt
Organism: Pan troglodytes (chimpanzee)
Lineage: Eukaryota; Metazoa; Chordata; Mammalia; Primates; Hominidae
Gene: SMIM5
Product: small integral membrane protein 5
Exons: 3
Coding region: 3498-3971 (157 amino acids)
Source: RefSeq, a predicted model, not a curated record